AUGCAUUAAUAUCCAAAAGACUCCAAUUUAUUACGCCUAAACAAUCACAACACUGAGUUUGUCUUCAAAUCCAAAGACAAAGAGGAACCCUUUAGUUAUUCAGCCAGAUGCAAUGGAACCAAUCAAUAAUUUGCUGCCUAAGCCAAAUUUAAAUACAUCACUCCCAGGUUCAGCUUAAUCAAUACUUUUGCUAAUGAUUCAACUUACAGCAUUUUCGCCACUUACAAACUUGAUGAAACUAUCAAACUAUUUGUCAAAUCUCCCAAUGUUGUUGAUGUUCUCCAAUAAUUUAAUGCAGGAUUCAAACUGACUCUAGAGAAACAGUAUUAAUUCUAUUGUGAAUACAACAAAACGCAAAAGUCAUCUGAUUUCAAUUUCUUUGCUAGAAAAAAAUACUUAUGGAAUGAUUGGAAGAUGAAAACAAUCCUUGAAAUGUGUUUCAAAAAUAAGUAAUUAUAAUUCUCGUAAUUCUGUCAAUUUGCAGAAAGUGGAGAUAGAAAAAUCAAAUUUUGCUAUUAAUAAAAUGAAUCAAGCAUGAUGAUUUAAUCACCUUUCAAAGAAAACACUCAAUUGGCAUUCAAAAUCAAUAGAACUUAUAAAUUAAACAAAUAUACUACUUCUUUAAAUUUUGGAUUGAGACACAAGGUUGAUGAAAAUCUAUUCCUGAUUACUAAAUUCAACCAAAAUGGAUUCGGGAUUAUUGGAAUUUCAGGAAAAUAUAAUAGAAUGAAAUACUAAGUUUCAAAUAAGUUGCAAUUUUCAUAAAACACUGAUCAACUAUUCCCACUGUAAUUCAAAUUUGAAGUAGAAGUUUGA
This is a messenger RNA of Paramecium tetraurelia, 816 nucleotides long. RefSeq lists its product as uncharacterized. The transcript is spliced from 4 exons. Lineage: Eukaryota; Ciliophora; Oligohymenophorea; Peniculida; Parameciidae. The record is from RefSeq and is a predicted model, not a curated record.